UUGCGUAAGAACUCCCCAAGAUUCGACAUUUUUUUUAGUCAAUCAAUCAGCUUCCCCUUUCUCCAAAUCUCUCUCUCUCUCGCUCUCUGUAUCGUCUUUCUUUUGGGCGUUACUCUGCAAACAUACUUUCAUCUCCCAUGGCAAACAGCAAUCUACCUCGUAGAAUCAUCAAGGAAACCCAGCGUCUCCUUAGCGAACCAGCACCUGGUAUUAGUGCGUCCCCAUCAGAAGAGAAUAUGCGUUACUUUAAUGUUAUGAUUCUUGGACCUUCUCAGUCUCCAUAUGAAGGAGGGGUUUUCAAGUUGGAAUUGUUUCUGCCUGAAGAGUACCCAAUGGCAGCUCCCAAGGUUCGGUUUCUCACCAAAAUAUACCAUCCCAACAUUGACAAGCUUGGAAGAAUUUGUCUGGAUAUUCUCAAGGACAAAUGGAGCCCUGCUCUUCAGAUUAGGACUGUUCUCUUAAGCAUUCAAGCACUUUUGAGUGCACCGAACCCAGAUGACCCACUUUCAGAGAAUAUUGCCAAGCAUUGGAAGACCAAUGAAGUUGAAGCUGUCGAGACAGCAAAAGAAUGGACACGCUUGUACGCAACCGGUGCUUAGUAUGUAAGACAUGAAUUGAAAACCAUGCAAGCUCUAUCAUCUAUGUAUCUGUAAUUGACAGACAGUAGGAUCUUGCAAGAACAAUAUCCUCAGCUUGUUUGAACAUUUAUUUCAUUUGCUCAUAAUUAUGUUCUUGCUUCUAAAACCUAGCUUGGAAAUUGUACUAUAUUUUUCUUCUUUUGGGUGCAUACCAGUUUACUC
Impatiens glandulifera is the source of this 800-nucleotide messenger RNA. RefSeq names its product ubiquitin-conjugating enzyme E2 36-like. The record is from RefSeq and is a predicted model, not a curated record. Lineage: Eukaryota; Viridiplantae; Streptophyta; Magnoliopsida; Ericales; Balsaminaceae. The transcript is spliced from 8 exons. Gene Ontology annotation, molecular function: ubiquitin conjugating enzyme activity. Gene Ontology annotation, cellular component: nucleus. The coding region runs from base 138 to 599 and encodes 153 amino acids. Gene Ontology annotation, biological process: protein K63-linked ubiquitination; DNA damage tolerance.